GUUGCUUUGGCGCACCGAGGGCGCAUCCUUUUGCGUACUUUACGAAAAAUAUCCAGGCUUCUGUAGUACAAUAUUGCUUAAAAGUCCCAAUCUGAAGACAGAACUAUUUCUCAAGAAAGCAGCCAUAUCGCUAAUGUGUUGACAGCUGCAAAGUCAUUCCCAAUGGAGAAUCAGAAUACUAAAAAGGUACUUUCCGAGUGUUCCAAUACACAACCCAACUUGUAUUUGGGAUGUGGAAACCCAGUCAAUAGCAUGAAGAAGAUGGACUUUCUCUUCACAAGUGGUUCAUCAGAUGCUCCAGCAGCAAACUUGUGUACGAGCACUGCCAUUUCUGAGAGUUUGGUAAGCACCCGGAUAAACAAUCCCCCUAUCAUCAUGAAUGAUACAGAUGAUUUAACAACUUCCAGGAGAAAAUCUACAAAUGUUGAAAUUGCAAGCAACCAAGUUACUCCAUCUAGAGGCUUGUCUGACUGUGUGGCAGUUGAUUAUAAAAUGAAUCCAGAGUUGUUUACAAGCCAGAAUAAAGAGGAAUUCAAGCAUAUAUUGAAAAAAUUAAGACGACGGUCUACAAUUGGAGCCCGAGGGUCUCCAGAAAAUAAUCAUCUCAUCCAAUAUAUUGCUCGGCAAAGGAGAAUGAAGGUGCAAGAAAAUUUGUCACAAUCCAGCCCUUGUCAAGAUCGGAACACGUUGCUGAAAGACAAAAUAGCUGCCUUCCAAUCCUCAUUUAAAGCCCUCGAAGAAACUGAAGAAAAGGCAGUCCAUAUUCAUUCUACUUCAAACACAAGACUGCACGAGCAAUCAACAUUGAGCCAGACAUGGUCUCCGGAGGAUAUGAAUGAUGCUUUUGAAGAAAACUUAACUGAUAAAUGUAUGAACGGAGAAGGUAUAUCAGUAGAUAUCCAGAUGCACAGUCCCAAAUUUCCAUCAUGGAAGCCUCUUCUGUCUGGCACAAAUGUUAUGUCUAAGGCCGUUCUGGUCUCACCAGCGAACGCUGUGGAAUCUACAGGUGUGUCUUUGGUAGCUACUCCAAGUACGGGCAUAUCAAAGAGUGAAAGUGGUGAAGACAAAAAAUUGAGCAGAAACGACACGUCCCAACCUAGCAAUAAGAAGGUUCAGUUUUCAGAAAAGCAGAGCUUUGAAAUCUUUGAUGAAAGCAAACCACCCAUUACGCCUGUGGGAAAAGGACAUUCAUUUCCCAAUUCACUUCGUUCUGUUCUGAAGAAAACACCAGUCAAAAUCGUAUCAGAAGGCUUGAAGGAUCUUCAGGGAUCAUCAGGGGAAAUGGCCACACCGAUAUGUACUGGAUCUUUUGGCCCUGAAGAAAGAAAAAAUAAUUCUCCUGACCACCACGCUCCUUUGAUUAGAACUGCUCGAAACUCUGAUAAAAGGAAGUGUGCAGUGAAAGCAAAAAAAAUUAUUGCAACCAAAAUUGAAGGCCAGAAUCAGCUCAGCAAAUUGCAAAAAGCCAAACCUUCAACCAAAUCCAAAAAAACCCCGGCAGUCCGACCCAAAGCGGCAGGGAAAAGGAGGGGCAGGGGGAAGAAGAAAGAGGAGCAGAAAGUAUUUUACGGGCCACGUGAGAGAAUAUUGAAGAAACCUCUCUUAAGUCCGAUCCUAGAAAUAACAGAAAAUGCCUCCUUUCGUUCCUCUUACCCAAAUACACCAUCUUUAAAUGUUUCCACCUCAGAUGAUUCUUCAAGUGACCUGCAUGCUAAGUUUAUUGAUGACAUGAUGGAAAACAAAACGAAUCUACCUCAUGCUGUAGGAGUGGACAGCCAUGAUCAACCUUCUAGCCCUCAGGAAGAAGAUGGCUUAGCGAGUUCAUCUGUGCAGCUUCAAGAACUUGCUCUAAACAAUGGGAAGCAAUGGUUUCCUGGAUAUGUGCCCGAAAAAAUCUCUCCUGAAAAACUAAAGAGUUCUUUAAAUGGAAAUGAACAGGUGGUAGGAAGGGACUGUCUAUCAAGUAGGACAGAAAUGCAGCUGGUGGAGUUACUGAACAUCUGUGGACCUACUAAAAAUAUCAAGGCUAAAGAAAAUUCAUUUUUCACUGUAGAUUUUUCAGCGGAAGUAAUGAGUGAAAGCAACGGGGUGAGCUUUGAAAGGAACCCAAGAAUCAGCAGAAAAUCGACGGAAGACUUUCUGAACCCCGAGGGCACCAAGUCAAACAGCCCUGGUGUUCCUGGAGGAAACCUGGACCGGUUGCCAUCUUGUCCUUGGACAGCAGAUGACAUUGCACUUUUAAACCAUUUUGAGGAAAACAGGAAUAUAACAAAGAAAGUAAGACGCAGCAUGAGGGGUCAGAAAGAUGCAAAAGGUGAGGGCCUUGCCUGGGUUGAGAUCCCUUGCAAAGUCCCCAAAAGGCUGUCCUCUGUUGGUCCUCAAGAAUCAAAGUACAUCGUGAGUAAACCUUAUGGACCAAGAAGAAGGAGCUUCUGUGCAUCUGAAGGCUCUCAGCUCCCUGUUGUGGGUUUGGAGUCAAACACAUCUGCCUCCCAUUUGGAAAAUUUGGACAAAUGCCAGAAGGGCAACAUGAAAUUUGAACGUUAA
Molecule: messenger RNA, 2547 nt
Organism: Pseudonaja textilis
Lineage: Eukaryota; Metazoa; Chordata; Lepidosauria; Squamata; Elapidae
Source: RefSeq, a predicted model, not a curated record